AUGGCGGAUAGGCCGAGUGUCUCGGAUCUAGCAAGCAUCGCGAAGAAAGAACCCCAGAAUCUACAGCUUCAUGCUGAUAAAGUUGUGCAUCUCGAGUUCUUCGCUGGUGAUGCCGCUCAUCACAAGCUAUUCCGAGGUGUGAGGUUUUCCAAGUUGGAAGAUCUCAAUUUGGAUGCAUCGGAUGAUAAUAACGAUGAAUCGCUCGAGCCGUAUCUCGGACCUAGCUUGAAGACCUUGCUUUUCUUCGGAGGUCCGAUCUCAGAUGCAUUUCUCGAAAAGCUACAGAAAUCUUGCCCGCAUCUCGAGGAGCUACUCAUUGAUAAUCCGCGCGAUCUCAUUUCUCCCGAGGGAUUCCUGCGAUUUCUCAACGGCGCACGGUCUCUGAAGCGAUUAACAGUCAUGUACGGCCUGGAACGAGUUCUCACCGAUUCCGUCUUCAUCGCGCUCGCCACGAGACCCGGCCUUGAAGUUUUCAAGCCGCGGAAACUAAUCACUUCGAAUCUCGUAUCAAAGGUCGUUGUCGUCGACGACGAUCAUCGCGGCGGUGCCAAGCGACGGCUCUUCCCGCACCUCCGCAAGCUGACUUGCGCCGGGGACGCUGACGGGAUCGUAGGAUUGCUGCCGCACCUCUCAGAGCUGACUCAUCUGGAGGCGAGCAUCGAGGGUAGCAAUAGCGGUAACAGCGACAGCGAUGAGGAUCCCUCAGAAAAUGAAGCACGAGACUUAUUACUGAAUAUCAACAGACACUGUCGCAAGUUACGAUCGUUAAAGUUGGGAUAUUCGCAAACUGACAAAAAUGAAAUUGCAAUAUCGUCGGAAUCGCUCGUUAAGCUGACGCAAGGGAUGGAAUGGCUAGAAGAAUUGUCCAUCUCCAAUGAAAAGGUGAAAGUGGAAGGAUUUAACGACUCGCACUUCGUCAGCAUGGUCCGGACCCUUCCGCGCUUGGAGAAGCUGCAGCUAUCGUUCGACUGCGAUCUCACGGAGGCCGCGUUGAUCCAAUUGUUGCAGGUAGACGAGCGAGCUGGUAAGAAUCUGGCCGAGCUGGAAAUCUGGGGGUGUUACACUCUCAAUAUCCCUCUCCGCGAUCUAACGGGGUGCGAUGCUGCGUUACCCAAGCUACAGUCCCUUGUACUCGGAAUGCUCAUCAUGCCGUCCCCCGCAUCCGAUCCGAAGACCUCGGAGGUCGUUGAAGCUGCUCGGCUUCUAACGAUGCUUGCUCCUAACUUAGAAGAGUUCGAUGUUGUGCUCGAUAACGCGUUUAGCGACAUGGUUCACAAGCAGCUAACUACGGCACCUACAUAG
This is a messenger RNA of Hypoxylon trugodes, 1302 nucleotides long. RefSeq lists its product as uncharacterized. Gene Ontology annotation, biological process: SCF-dependent proteasomal ubiquitin-dependent protein catabolic process. The record is from RefSeq and is a predicted model, not a curated record. The coding region runs from base 1 to 1302 and encodes 433 amino acids. Gene Ontology annotation, cellular component: SCF ubiquitin ligase complex. NCBI's taxonomy places the organism in Eukaryota, Fungi, Ascomycota, Sordariomycetes, Xylariales, Hypoxylaceae. The transcript has 2 exons.